UCGUUUUUUCCCCUCUCUCACCCACACUAUGGCCACCGUUGGUGCAUUUGCUGUUGGGGGUGGGACUAUAUAAGAUAUAUUUGGAUUGGAAUAAAUAGACAAUAAGGUCAUUGCAUACAGUUACAUACAAACAUACAAAGAGUGGAUAAAUCUUUUAUUACAUUUACAUAUUAUUUCCCCUUAUGUUCAAAACAAAGAGUUUUACUGAGCCAUUUAGACAUAGUUUUAAAAGUAUAACUCUGCUGCAGAGAGAGAGAGAGAGAGAGAGAGAGUGAGGGAGAGAGAGAGAGAGGGAGAGAGAGAGAGAGAUUGGUUAGACACUUUCCACACCCAGCGAGGGAGCUCAUCAGAGGGGAAAAAAGCGAUAUUAGACCCCAGGAGGUAGAGAGGGAAUGGACUCUGACAAAUGGCCACUAUAUCUCUUUAGAUAAGGACAGUAAUGAGGAAACGGAAAAGUUAAGCAAACCCUGUGACAACUCCUGGAGUGGGACUUAAGGAAUUCCAAGUUUACGUGGCUCUGACUGUGCAAGACGUGAUGUGGACUUUGUUUACAGAGCUUCUUUUCAGCUUUGUGGUGCUGGCUUUUCUGGUGCUCAGCUGCCAAAGUGUGUUGCACAUUGCCAGUGGCACGGUGAGAUCAGUGCUCACUUACAUUCAUGCACAGCUCGACCGGGAGCUUGGUGAGGAUGAGAGCAUGCCAGACCAAGAGGAGAAUGUCACCACUCGAGUGGUGCGCCGCAGAGUUAUUCUGAAGGGUGAUGAAGCUGUGGAUCUUCCUGGAGAGCAAGUGAGUGAGGAGCAGUUUACAGAUGAGCAUGGCAACAUCGUCACCAAAAAGGUCGUGAGGAAGGUGGUUCGGAGAGGAAAAGGUGAGGGUGAGGGUCAGGAGUUCAUUAUAGAUGGGCAACAGGAAGCUGAUGAGUUGGAUGCUGAUGCAGAGCAGUUCAUGGGCUACGCCAUCCUUGGCCGUGAAAGCAAGCCGGAUGUUGUGGAUGUGAAGAAGGGAGGGGCUCAGAUAGUGAAAUGUGCCACUUUGCGGAGAGUAAAGCAGUGAGCGGCACUUGUUCAGCCGUCCAGGACUUGUCCCCUGCGCCCAAACCUUCUCUCAUAGACACAUGAUGAGCAUCAAGAACUGAAAGAAAGUGGAAAACCAGGCAAAGGACAUCAGUAACUAAAGAUGGCUUUUAGGUUUCUUUUUUAAAGAAACCUACAGUAAGAACUAGGCUAAAAGCAUGAUUUCAUAUAAAAGUGAAAAAUGAAACCUAGGAGAAAAAACUUCCAAAAAAAAAAAAAAAAAGCAUCCAAAAA
Molecule: messenger RNA, 1308 nt
Organism: Clarias gariepinus (North African catfish)
Lineage: Eukaryota; Metazoa; Chordata; Actinopteri; Siluriformes; Clariidae
Product: ankyrin-1-like
Exons: 5
Coding region: 536-1054 (172 amino acids)
Source: RefSeq, a predicted model, not a curated record